ACUCCCGUCUCAAAAAAAAAAAAAAAAAAAUUAGCCAGGUAUGGUGGUACACAGCUGUAGUCCCAGCUGUUCGGGAGCUGAGGUGGAAGGAAGUCGAGGCUGCAGUGAGCUGAGAUCGCGCCACUGCACUCCAGCUUGGGUGACACAGUGAGAUCCUGUCUUAAACAAAACAAACAAAAACAGCUCAAAUAUCUCCAAGUGUUUUCUAAGUUUUCAUUGAGCACCACUGCAGGUCAGGCUCUGGCCUUGACUUUACAACUGCAGGAGUAGCAGAAACGGGCUGCUCUCAGGGCACUCAGGAUAACAUGGGCGGAGAAAGCUCACUGAUCACGUCCACCUAGGAAGCGAGGGCAUGCUGGAGAAAACCCUGGGAUCUACACGCAUCUGCCAGGCCCAGACUUCAGAGGGGGCACUGCUGGAAAGGCUGGGAGCCUCCCCUCUCACCCUUCCACCCAAACCCACCCCACUUUUGGGAACUUGGCAGGCAGUGAGGAUGAGCCCUUAAUUAUGUGAAUGCCUGAAUGCCCAGUAUGUGUAUUUCACGUACGUUGUUCCACUGGGGCCUCACCCAUUAUCAGGAGACCAGUUCUAUUUUAACCCAGUGCUGAGGCUCUGAGAGGUCAGUAACCAGGCUGAGAGCCCACAACCAGCGAAAGGCAGGGCUGGGAUUCCUGGGCGUCUCACUCUGCCUGGCAAGCACUGGAAGUUCGGUGGAGGAGCGUCCACUGCUCUCUGGUGCCCACAAUUGGCUGUGGAGGAAAUGGGGCCACAAUGACCUGUUCAGACCCAACUCUGAUGGAAGAGUAGGGAUUAGCAAGUGGGGGAGUGAGGGGCCGGGACCUUUUUUUCUUCUUCUUUUUUUCUAGAUGAGGGUCUCUCUCUGUCACCCAGGCUGGAGUGCAGUGGUACAAUCUCAACUCACUGCAACCUCCGCCUCCAGGGUUCAAGCAAUUCUCCUGCCUCAGCCUCCCAAGUAGCUGGGACUACAGGCAUGCACCACCACGCCUGGCUAAUUUUUGUAUUUUUUAGUAGAGACGGGUUUUCGCCAUGUUGGCCAGGCUGGUCUCGAACUCCUGACCUCAAGUGAUCUGCCCGCCUCAGCCUCCCAAAGUGCCAGGAUUACAAGCCUGAGCCACCGCGCCUGGCCUACACCCUUGAAGACCCCACAGCCAAGGUCCUCCGGCCCGCUCUGUACGGCACUCUGGUCUUGGGGCUCCGGACUCUAUCAUCACGAGCAGAGGCCAGUCCAAUCUUGCACCCUUGCCUGGCACCGUCCCUGGAGUCUUGGCGUCCUGGCCUCUCCUCUCUGCGGGCUGGGGGUGGAGUGGCCCAGCCCGAGACAGUGCACAAAGCCGAUGGCGAGUACCAGGUCGGUUUGGCCCCGCUGCUCUUCGAGGCAGCAGCCACCCUGGGGAAGGUGGAUGCCGGAAGGGGCGUCGCCUGCGGGUCACCCAGACGUCACCGGCGGGAAAUUCCGGGGGUGGGAGUGAGGAGAGGUGGGAGAGGCCAGGGCAGAGGGAGGCCCCGCGUGGCUGGGAAGCAUCGCCUGGUUCGGGCCUGACCUUCCAGGGCCGGUGACUCCGCAGAGCAACAGCGCGGGUUCUCAGAGCGCCUCCCCGAGCCACAAUAGAUAGGAGCGCUGGACCGCGGGGGAGAGGCUCGGAGGGCGGCCAGCUCCCAGCAAGGCGGCCUAGCGGGCAGGUGGAAGGCCCGGCCCCUCGCCAGCCCUCCCUGCCCGCUCUCCCUGCGCUGGGGCGCUCCAAGUCCCAGCCCCAAGUCCUAGCGGCUCCCCACUCCAUGACCUCUGGACGCCCCGUUGGGUCCAGACCCGAUAGGCAGGGCGCGAGCGCCCGGGCGGAGGGGCCGCGGGAGCUCAAGCGGGGCUCGGUUCGCGCCCCAGCCGCCGGCCUGCGCUGUUCCUGCAGAUGUCGGGAGCUAUCUUUGGGCCCCCGGAGGGCCCGAGCGCCCUGGACGCCGCCAGCGUCCACCCGCUGGUGUGCCCGCUGUGCCACGUGCAGUACGAGCGCCCGUGUCUUCUGGACUGCUUCCAUGACUUCUGUGCCGGCUGCCUGCGUGGCCUCGCAACCGACGGCCGCCUCACCUGCCCGCUGUGCCAACACCAGACUGUGGUGAAGGGUCCCAGUGGGCUCCCGCCGGUGGACCGGCUGAUGCAGUUCCUGGUGGACAGCUCGGGGGAUGGCCUGGAGGCGGUGCGCUGUGCCAACUGUGACCGCGAGUGCAGCAAGCAGGACGUGGAGACCACGUACUUCUGCAACACGUGCGGACAGCCCCUGUGCGCGCGCUGCCGCGACGAGACGCACCGGGCUCGCAUGUUCGCGCGUCACGACAUCGUGGCCCUGGGCCAGCGAAGCCGCGACGUGCCCCAGAAGUGCACGCUGCACGCAGAGCCCUACCUCCUGUUCUCCACCGACAAGAAGUUGCUGCUGUGCAUCCGCUGCUUCCGCGACAUGCAGAGGGAGAGCCGGGCGCACUGCGUGGACCUGGAAUCGGCUUAUGUGCAGGGCUGCGAGCGGCUGGAGCAGGCGGUGCUGGCCGUGAAGGCCCUGCAGACAGCCACGCGGGAGGCCAUCGCGCUGCUGCAGGCCAUGGUGGAGGAGGUGCGGCACAGCGCGGCCGAGGAGGAGGACGCCAUCCACGCCUUGUUUGGCAGCAUGCAGGACAGACUGGCAGAGAGGAAAAUGCUGCUGCUUGAGGCUGUGCAGAGCCAAUAUGAAGAGAAGGACAAGGCCUUCAAGGAGCAGCUCUCUCACUUGGCCACCUUGCUGCCCACCCUGCAGGUCCAUCUGGUCAUCUGCUCCUCCUUCCUCAGCUUGGCCAACAAGGCUGAGUUCCUGGACCUGGGCUACGAGCUGAUGGAGAGGCUGCAGGGCAUCGUAACACGGCCGCACCGCCUAAGGCCUGCGCAGAGCAGCAAGAUUGCCAGUGACCACCGAGCUGAGUUUGCGCGCUGCCUGGAGCCGCUGCUGCUGCUGGGGCCUCGCCGGGUGGCAGCUGCAGUGGGUGGUGCUAACACGCUGGCAGGGGGCUCAGGCCCCAAGGUGCUGACGGGGCCCCACUGCCCCUCCCCAGUAGGAAAGAUGUCGAGGUCACCUGUCCAAAAGCCCACACUGCACCGAUCCAUGGGCACCAAGGUGCUGCUGGUGGAGGGCGAGAACACGCCCUUCACACGGCACUGCCGCCACUAUGAGGACUCCUACCGGCGCCUGCAGGUGGAGAUGCAGAACCUGAAGGACCAGGUACAGGAGCUGCACCGGGACCUCACCAAGCACCACUCACUCAUCAAGGCAGAGAUCAUGGGAGAUGUCCUGCACAAGUCCCUGCAGCUGGACACACGGAUUGCCUCGGAGCACGCCUCCUUAGAGGGCAUGAGGGUCAUCUUCCAGGAGAUUUGGGAGGAAUCCUAUCAGCGAGUGGCUAAUGAGCAGGAGAUUUAUGAAGCCCAGCUCCACGACCUUCUCCAGCUGAGGCAGGAGAAUGCCUACCUGACCACCAUAACCAGGCAGAUCACGCCCUAUGUCCUCUCCAUUGCCAAGGUGAAGGAGCGGCUGGAGCCCAGGUUUCAAGCACCUGUGGAUGAGCAGUCAGAGAGUCUACAAAACACGCAGGAUGAAAGCAGGAACGGCGUGGCCUUAGCCAGGAAUAAUCCAGGAAGUGUCCCGGAAAAGAGAGAGAAGACAUCAGAGACUAAAGGAAACACCUGGGCUCUGAACAGCCUCUCCGAAGAGCUUCUACCGAAAAACAAGGAUCAUCACAGACCCAAAGAGAAAAAUGGGGGCAACGUCCCCGCACGGAGGGAACACCUGACUUAGCAAGUGGGACGGGUCCCCAAGGUCAGGCUCUUAGAGCAGGCAUAAGACUGGGACACUGGAGAGAAGGUUGUUCCCAUGAUGGUUAUUUUUUUUAAUUUUUUUGAGAUGGAGUUUUACUCUUGUUGCUGUUGCCCAGGCUGGAGUGCAGUGGCACAAUCUCAGCUCACUGUAACCUCCGCCCCCUGGGUUCAAGUGAUUAUCCUGCCUCAGCCUCCUGAGUAGUUGGCAUUACAGGUGCCCGUGACCACAUCCAGCUAAUUUUUUUGUAUUUUUAGUAGAGACAGGGUUUCAUCAUGUUGGCCAGGCUGGUCUCCAGACCUCAGGUGAUCCACCCACCUCAGCGUCCCAAAGUACUAGGAUUACAGGCGUGAGCCACCAUGCCUGGCCAGUUUUUUUUUUUUUUUUUUGAGGCAAAGUUUCGCUCGUUGCCCAGGCUGGAGUGCAAUGGUGCGAUCUCAGCUUACCGUAACCUCCACCUCCUGGGUUCAAGCGAACUCUACCUCAGCCUCCAGUGUAGCUGGGAUUACAAGCAUGUGCCACUACACUCAGCUAGUUUUUUGUAUUUUUAGGAGAGAUGGAGUUUCUCCAUGUUGGUCAGGCUGGUCUUGAACUCCCGACCUCAAGCAAUCCUCCUACCUCAGCUUCCCAAAGUGCUGGGAUUACAGGCAUGAGCCACCGUCCCCAGCUGAUUAUUUCUUGAAAUCACUUGUCAAUCGUGAACCUGGCAGCUCCGACAGGUCAUAAUUUCAGAUUUUUUGGCUUGGGCUGUUUUGCUUUUGCCCAUUUGCAUGGCACUAAGUCUUCAUCCUUGUCACAGUGGCUUCUGAUGACUCCCAGUCCCCAUGGAAAACAUUCAGGGAGUGGCCAUCCAGGAAGAAGUCCCUCGCCCGUUCCACUCCUAUGCACCGAGUGUCCGUGUGCCACGCCCUGUGCUGGGGCAGGUCGUGUUCCCUCGGGCUGUGCCAGUUUGAGUUCUAAGUAACAAGACUCCACUGCUGAGUAGCAUCUGCCCUAUCGAAAAGGAAUCCAGUUUCUCCGGAAUUACAGUCCCACUGUUAACUUGGUGUCACUGGAAAGUCCCACCCAGUAAUCUGAGCAGUGACUCACGGAAAAACGAGGAACCCUUGUUCCAGCUUCUCUCCCUUUCCAGCAAGUGCAGAGGUCCCGCAGCCAGAGGUUAGCACCUGACCUGCUUCCAUGGCAGAUGGUCUCGGUUACAACUUGCUGCUUUCCCAAACCACAGCACCCCUCCUGCGUCUGGAGGGAUAGCAAAGCCCUGGGCAGCAGCAACCUUCCCUCUAGUAGCUUUUUCUAAGCAGUUUUCCUUUCCUCCGGAGUACCCUUUUCAUUUAGAGGAGUUUAAUAAAUGCUUUUAAAAAUUAA
This is a messenger RNA of Callithrix jacchus (white-tufted-ear marmoset), 5213 nucleotides long. RefSeq names its product ring finger protein 207 (gene RNF207). Lineage: Eukaryota; Metazoa; Chordata; Mammalia; Primates; Cebidae. Gene Ontology annotation, molecular function: Hsp70 protein binding; zinc ion binding; transmembrane transporter binding. Gene Ontology annotation, biological process: regulation of heart looping; regulation of cardiac muscle contraction. Gene Ontology annotation, cellular component: perinuclear region of cytoplasm. The record is from RefSeq and is a predicted model, not a curated record.